Molecule: messenger RNA, 4139 nt
Organism: Panicum hallii
Lineage: Eukaryota; Viridiplantae; Streptophyta; Magnoliopsida; Poales; Poaceae
Exons: 7
Coding region: 106-3738 (1210 amino acids)
Biological process (GO): snRNA 3'-end processing
Cellular component (GO): integrator complex
Source: RefSeq, a predicted model, not a curated record
AAGAAGAGAUAAUCUUUGCAUACAAAAGUCAUUUAUUAGCUUCUUUUCAUAACCCUCCAGCGGCCGUAGAAAACUAAAACCCUCCAGCGGCCGACGGCGACGGCGAUGGAGAGGAUCCCAGCGGCGUCCGCCAUGGACUGGAGCAUCGACCUCGACAGGGGCCUCAGCUCCCGCCACUACGGCACGCGCGUUCGCGCCCUCGACGCCGCCGGCCCGCGCCUCCGCCAGCUCUGCGCUUGCCCCACUGCCCCCGCGCCUGUCGCCUCCGCGUUCGGCGUCCUGCCCUGGGAGGCACGCGUCUUCGCGGAGACCAUGCUCCUCCGUCUCGCCUCUGAGUUCAGGAACGCCGACGGCGCCAUGCGGGCCCGCAUCGUCAGGGCCCUCCUCUCCGCGGCGGGGGGACGAGGCGUGCUGGCCGGUGCGCGCGUCGCGGAGCGUGACCAGCUACUCAGGAGGGUCAAGGUGGUCUACGACGCGGGGAGCGCGCGGGACAGGGCGCUCGCGCUGCGCGUGUUCGGCUGCCUCGCUGAGGUCUCCAAGGACAGCGUGCAUGUCCGUUCUCUCAUACUCUCCAGCUUGGGUGCCUCAAGUGCUCUAGAGGUCAAGGCAGCAAUUUUUGCAGCUGGUUGCAUUUGUCGUCUGUCAGAGGACUUCUCACGGAUAAUUCUUGAAGUGUUCCGAAGAUUGAUAUGUUCUCGGACAUCAGAACCACAAGUUAUCAUGACAGCAAUUAAGGCUUUCUCGAAGCUUGAUUGUACGUUGGCUGUUAUCCAUAGAGUUCAUGAGGUUGGAAAGCAGAUGAUUCUAGGCACACUUGAAGAUGUAUUGAAAUCUGAAGUUCUCUAUUCGCUCUCAAGAUUGGUAUCCAAGUCUACCAUUUUGUUCCGUGACCAGGUGGAUUUACUGUUACUGUUUCUGAAUCAUGAUUCCACUCCUAUGAAGUCUGCGGCGUUGAAAUGCAUAUGUUUUAUGUUUCACAGACAUACCUACCAUUUUCCCGUUAUUAGGACUGUUUUUGGAAAGUUGUUGCCACUAAUUGAUGAUGUGGAUUUUUCACUUGACUAUAAGAGUGAUGUGUUAAGGAUUCUGCAGAAGGUUUUCUGUGGUAAAGCGUCAGGCAUUCAUCAUUUAAGUGGUUCUGAAUUAUCUAAGCUUCUUCUGGCUGCUGAAAGUUAUUUACAUUCUUCUUCCUUGGAGAUGCAAGGUACAGCUCUAGAAAUACUUGGGGAAGUCUUUUGCAUUCUCAAGCAAGCGAAGCCAGAUCUGAACAUGACCAUCCUUAAGGGUUCAUCAUUUGCAUAUGCUGAGGGCCAAGGAGUAACCAACAACGUACCAUUAACUUCUGAAAAAAAUGGUAUAAACAGAGCUCUAUGUAAGAUCAUAACAAUGAUUGUGAAUUAUAUCAUAUCUCUGGUCAAUCAAGUAAUCAGCAGUGAAAAGAAAGAAGUCACUAGAAGAAGCAUCUGCAUGCCAUCUGAAUUGGAUAAGAAAUGCAUAGCUCCUUUCAGACUUAUGCUGAAGCUUGUUACAUGCUACCCUUCUGCUGCUACUGUUGCUAUUGGUGAACUAAGAGGCCUGGUAAAGGAACUAUCUCGAAUUAACGGCAGUGAUUAUUCUGAAGUUGCUGUUACCUCUAUUGAACCAUUCCAUACAAGUGUUGCUCUUCAGGAAUUGAGCACUUCAAAUGGCAAUGCUGAACUUUUAGCUACAACUAUUGAAGCUUCUCUCAUUGAAACAGACAUUGGUAAGGGAAAACCGGAUGCCACCGAAUUCAAUUGCAAGAAUAAAAAGUCCAUUACGCAUGAUCUUACUCUUCGCACGCUCAAGUUUGCAAAUGCUUGUCACGAUGUGCUUCGUAAAACAUCUGGUGCUAGAUAUAAUCCACAUGAUAGCAUUAAGGGCCUAAUCGAGUGUAUCCAUCAGAAUGACUCUCAAUAUUGGAGCACAUAUGAAGCCUUCCAACUAAUAAUUUGUGCUUGUAUUGCCCGGGAUACUUGUAAACUCAGAGAUGGUAAUCAGGAACUAUGUGGUUCAAAAGAGGAGCCUAAUUUCUUCUCAACUCCUGUUUGGAUAGCUCAGGAAUUGUGUGCACUUCGAAUGACCAAAAUGCUUAUAAAAAAGCAGAAAUACUGGGAAGCUUAUAGGUCUUCCAUGUACUGUUGUCGUAAAGGUCUCUGGUUCACAGCUUCCUUUGUCUUCAGGAAACUGGCAGAUGCAUUUAAUCCAGGCUCUUUCAGUUGCUGGCUCAAAUCAUUGCUACUUUUUUCUGCUGGGGAAAUUGAGAUGAAGCUAUUGCUUUUCCCCUCAGCAACUAUAAAGUUAGUCGGUGAGCUACAGACAGACAAUGAUCUUAGUGAGGACCUUUACUGUGCUGAAACAGACACUGACAGUAUUCCCAGUGCAUCUCAAGAGUUGCAUGAUCACCGAGCAAAAAUCACUGGUAUUUGUGGCAGAACAUGCUUAGCUAAUGAUGCCCUAGAAUCAAAUGCCUCUUCAGAUUUCGAAUUCUUUUUCCAGAGAUGGUUCAUUAGCCUUAGAUCAUCAUUUCUGGAGAUCUUAACUGACAUUCUUGGUAUUCUUAGUGCAAAUUCUUCUGCAUAUGAAGGAAGAGAAGACCAUUUAAAUGUAUCAGGAGAGCUUCUCCAAGGCCAAAUACUUGCUUUGGCUAGUUUCUCUUUAAGACUAAGUGAUCUGGCAAAGAGUUAUGAUCUCCUUGCUGCAUCCCAUAUGGACAUGGAUCGUCGUAGCUCUAGUAGUUUAGCCAGGCUUGCUUUCAUGUGCUCACUUUUGGCAUUCUGUACUGCAUAUUCUGUGGAUUUCUCAAGAGCAUAUAGUGAUGUAGAGCAGUGCAAGCUUCCGAAGCGGUUUUCUCAUGCUUCGGUCCUACAAGAUUUACAUGGAAGAGUAGAUGGGGCAGACAGGCAGAUUGUUUCCCAACUGCAACAGUUCGUGCCCACUUCUUUUGAUGCACAGGUCUGUUUACAGUCCAGUGGACGAAUGAACUGUUCAGGUGAUCUGGAAAAGGAUUCUUAUUCUCUUUGCCAUUUUGCUGUGGCAUCAUUGCUUCGUGCACGUGGGAAUGCUAAAGCUAAUGGAAUGGCAAAUAGAGCGGACUGUUUAUAUUCUUUGCAUGGAGGGUUGCAACUUCUGUCCAUCAUUUUGCAGAAGUUGAUGGAAUUGCCAUUUGUGGUUCCCAAGUACUUCUUCAGAGUAAGGCCUUGUCUUGGUGCUGAACUGUACAUGUUUGUUUCAAAUCCUGCGGACACAAGCGGAAUGUCAGUAGAGCCUGGUUUCCAGUUGUCUCUGACCCUUGGCAUGCAGUGGAAGCGUGUGUUAGAGAGAACUGCCAUUCGCCCUGUGAAAUUGUACUGCAUUCUAGCCGCAAGCUCGACACCCUGCUUUGAUGCGGCAGGAACAAGAAGCAAACAGUUUGAAACGCGGAAGACCGCUGAAACGGUUGAGCUCAAUUGCAAGCUGCUGCGGUACAUAAGGAGUGAUCUGAGGAAGGGCAGGGAUGAGAAGGAUUCCCAGUCUGGCUCGGAGAUGGUGACGGCAUUUGCACACUUUGAACCUGCUGAUAGUGGGCAGGGAUUUUCGGCUUGCCUGCUGGAUGUCUCCUCGUUCCCUGAAGGUUCGUAUCAGAUAAAGUGGCUCGCGUGCUUCGUCGACGAGAACGGCUCCUAUUUCAGCCUCCUGCCUCUGAACGAUGGCGCUGUCUUCUCUGUCCGAAAGUCCUGACUGUGUGUGCGCUGCGGUGAUGUAGAGCAUAUUCACUCUAGAAUUCAGAACUUAUGAUCUGGUACCGUUGGUCGGUCUGUCAAGGCGGCCAACCUCUAUUGAGGAAGCAAAGAUGCCGAAUUGCAUCACAAGGCCGAGAGUCUGAUGCUAUCUACCGAAUGCGCUGCCGAUCUUCUUCAACUAAGCAGAUGUUCUAAACAAGCACUAUGUUUCUGCUCGAAGCAUUGACAUUAAUGCAGUGUGAUCCAAGUCUAUUUUUUUCUUUUAGAAUCUGGGACUGGGGGAGUGCUCUAAUCAAGUAACCAAUGUCAGGUCUUAGUUUUUUAGUUGGAACUUGGAGCAAAGUUGUAGCAACAUGUAUUGGAAAAAAAAAUAAAAGCAUAGAUUCCAGUUCCCCUUAA